UUUCAUAUGGAUAAUGUGACAGUCUCUUGAUAUUGUAUUAUGAGUCUUUAAGACAUUUUCUGGGAGCUUAAUUAUGUAGGGCAGUGCUUUUGUAGUGAGCUUGUGCAUGAAUAGGCCUCUUCACAUUUGUAUAGGUGUAUUGUGUUCUUAUAUAUUUACAUAUGAAACGGUAUGAACACAAAGAGCUUGUAUGAGCAAUAUCUACCCCUACGUUAAAUGGCCCAAAAGGUUUUCACAAAACAAAAAUAUUUCCAACAAAACAGAUAAACCAGUUUGUGUAAACUCGGGUUGGGCAGCGCAAUAGUGGGUGUGGGAAAUAACACACAGGUUGCCGUACAAGUUUGAUGUUUAGUAAUGCAUUUGUGGUUUUAACAAACUCUGACCACAUUUAACAGCAAUGCAUUAUAUAUUUUUGCAUUAUGUUAUAUGCACAAGUGAAUGCUCAAGUGAUCAUAGAAUACUUGCUGAUUGUUGAGAGAGAGAGAGAGAGAGAGAGAGAGUUAACAAACCUUUAUUGUACAAUACCUACAGCCAUUCAGUAAUAGCAAAAAGCAGCAAAAAUUAAGAAAUCACCCAAUCAAAAAGAAACAAUAGCUAGACACACACACCCAAAACAAAUGAACAGAAAAAAGAGAAAAGGUCAAACAAAGCAAUAGAACGCAAUCCUGAAAUAUUCCUAGGUCCUGAAUUUCACUAUAGAAACUCUUGAUCUGACAAGAGAUUUAUACAUCUCAAUGAUGUUAACUGUUAUCCCUGUUUCUACUUUUUUCUUCCUGCUGAGGUACACAGCCAUCUGGGUGAGUGAGAGAGAGAGACUUUUAUAAAUCUUAUCAUUGGAAUUAACCUAUACCUUCAUUUCAAAUAGACUACUCUCAUUUUGUAGCCAUAGCCAUUAGUUUAAAUGGACCAAUAAUUAAUUCAGCUGUGAUCAGAAUUUUCAAUGGUUUCCUAUGACAUUGUUUGGUUUUAUUCUUGUCUUUCUUUAUAUUAUAAGCAGUAUAUUAGUAACUAAAUUACAGAAAUUAACUUAAAACCUGAACAUCCUUGACUCAUCACCGUCUUGUGUUACCGCUGGACUUCUACAGUUGUGUCUGGCCUGUGAAAAUAGGGCCCAUUGUUUGUGGUCUGGCCAAUAUGUCAUGGUUUUAGAUUGCAAUAUGUUUAUUCACUUCUUCACGCCCAUCUUAUUGUUUUGGCAGAAAUGGCAUUACCCAACAUCCUUGUGCUUGAGGAGCAAUUCCGGUGUUCUAUAUGUCUGGAUGUGUUCAACGACCCCGUAUCCACUCCCUGUGGCCACAACUUCUGCAUGGCCUGUAUCGGAGGAUACUGGGACAGCUGUGACCUGCCUCAGUGUCCUUUGUGCAAGGAGACUUUCGAAACAAGACCUCACCUCUGCGUCAACAAAAGCUUUGCAGAAAUUGUUGAGCAGUUCAAGAGCUCGGCUGACGUGAAUGCUAAACCAUCUGGGACACCGCCUACCCCAACCGCUGCAGGAGUGCUUUGCGACAUCUGUACUGAGGAGAAGCUCAAGGCUGUGAAAUCCUGUCUAACCUGUCUGACAUCUUACUGCGGCGAACACAUCAGUUUGCACAGGUUCAAUAAACACACGCUUUCUGACCCCGUGAGCAUGGAAGGCCACAUGUGCAAACAGCAUGAGAGACUCCUGGAGGUGUUCUGUCAGACUGACGAGACUUGCAUUUGUGCAUUAUGCGCCGAGAAAGACCACAGGACGCACGACACCAUACUUGUAGAGAGGGCAUGUGAAGAAAAGAGGAUUCAGUUUGGGAAAGUUGAAGAGGAGAUAAACCAGAUGAUCCAGGAGAGAAUAAAAAAGGUGGAAGACGUAAAGCGGACAGCAGAGCUCAGCAAAACUAAUGCGCAGAAAGAAAUUGAGGACAGCGAGCAAGUCCUCAAUGCUCUGAGGCGCGCGAUUGAGAGAAGCCAGUCCGAGCUCGUUGAGCUUAUAAAGGAAAAGCAGGACGCUGCAGAGAAAUGGGCGAAAGGAUUUAUCGAGAAGCUGGAACGGGAAAUUGCCGAACUGAGGAGACGAAACGCGGAGCUGAAGCAGCUCUCGCACUCUGAGGAUUAUAUCCAUAUCCUGCGGAGUUUCCCUUCCUUGUGCACCAUUUCACACAUCAAGAGCCCGUCUGAUGUCACUGUGUACGCUGAUCCCUGCCUGGGAACUGUGCAGAAAAUGUUGUUGCAACUGGUGGAGUUAAUAUCCGAAGAAGAGAAGAGGUUUUCCGCAAAUGCUAUUUUUCCCCCUUCUCUGGCACCAGAUGACGUGACUCUGGAUCCUGCCACUGCCCAUCCAUGUCUUGUCCUGUCAAGUGACAAGAAAAACUUGUGGCUUGAAAACGCAAAACAGGACGUGCCUGAUAACCCAGAGAGAUUUGAUCUGAUUGUUGCAGCACUGGGAGAGCAAAAUGUAAGUUCUGGAAGGCACUACUGGGAACUAGAAGUUGGAGACAAAACUGAAUGGAAUGUCGGAGUUGCUGCAAAGUCUGUGGAUAGGAAGGGCUCCAUCGUACGCAGUCCUGACAAUGGAUUUUGGACUUUGUGGCUGAUAAAUGGAAAUGAGUACUACGCUUACACUGAUCCUCCUGUCCAACUCGCCAUGAAUAUGAAGCCUAAAAAAAUUGGAGUAUAUGUGGAUUAUGAGGAAGGAUGCAUUUCCUUUUAUAAUGUAGAGGCAAAGUUGCAUAUCUACACAUUCAGUGGGUGCAGCUUUAAAGAGAAUGUGUACCCUUACUUUAAUACAGGUGUCAUUACUGGAGAUCAAAACAUGGCCCCACUCAUAAUCUCUCCUGUCGUUCCUAAAGAGUGAAUGAAGAUGUCUCUAUGUUAUCAGUACACAUGAUCUGUGUCAAAAAAACAUAAUUAGCACUCACAUGUUCUUCGUCAUUCUCAAGAGGAAAUAUUAUUCAUAGGUGCUCAGAAGAUAUUUUUCUUAUGCGAUAGGAGAUUUUGAGACAAAAUAACAAACUUUUUAAGAUAUGUAAAAAUAAAGAGAAAUAAAGUGCAAUAAUGUAAUACGCAUGCUAUCUUUAAGAAUAAAUAAGAGCAGCUAAAACGCUUUUUGAAAGUAUGCAAGGAAUAAAAAAGUACUACUUCACUGGAGAAACCAAAUUAGAGUGCCUUCAAUGAAAAAAAGAGUAGUAGUGGUUUAUCAAAGCCUAUUAGGAUCUAGGCAUUUGCUGUAACAUAAAAAAGGCCAACAGAAUGCUGGGAUAUAGAGAAAACCAAGUUAUAUCAGUGUUAUACAAUGCCUCUAUCAGACCACACUGAGUAUUUUGUGCACUACAAGCAAUAAAUAGAAGUUCUGAGAAAGGUCAAAGAAGGACAAACCAAUGUAGUCAUUGGUUCCUGAUAUGAAAUGUUAAAUUUAUGAGGAAAGACACAAGAUAAUCUCUUCAAGUUUAAUAAAAAGAGACUAUGGUGCCUCUUUCCUUUACUCUAUGUAUUCUACCCUGGCGCCAGCUCUGAAAUAACUCCUGUAAUUCUGACAAUGAAUCCCUCGUGUUGUACAAUAUCAUUCUAUUUGGAAGCAUAAAUACAUAAUCAUUACAAUAGCAGUGAUGAUUUUCAACAGAUUUUAUUUAAUUUGUAUUACAGGUCUGGGAAAUAUAACCAUUUUCUUUGAACCCA
Molecule: messenger RNA, 3648 nt
Organism: Anguilla rostrata (American eel)
Lineage: Eukaryota; Metazoa; Chordata; Actinopteri; Anguilliformes; Anguillidae
Product: E3 ubiquitin-protein ligase TRIM39-like
Exons: 5
Coding region: 1202-2827 (541 amino acids)
Molecular function (GO): zinc ion binding; protein binding
Source: RefSeq, a predicted model, not a curated record